Messenger RNA from Porites lobata, 38130 nucleotides. The record is from the annotation of a GenBank genome assembly. Lineage: Eukaryota; Metazoa; Cnidaria; Anthozoa; Scleractinia; Poritidae.
ACAUCCACAAGCCUGGCGCGUUUGAAGAAAUCGAACCGACGCACCACCGGUUCCGGUUUUUCGAUCCUAGUUUCCCUGUCUUAUGCAAAUUCAUUAGAACUGACGUGCCAGACAACAUUUAUAGGUUGAUUAGCAUAUCACGCCUGACUCGCUGACGCGAAAAGCCGGACUUACUGCACCUCAACAUCUCUAACACUUAGCUUUUUACGCAGCCUCUAAGCCAGGGCGGCUCUAAACAGGGAAGCGCCCGGUGAGUCAUGGCGGACGAACGGUUCAGCAUAGUUGACUACGUGGUCUUUUCUAUCAUGCUGAUGAUCUCAGCGCUGAUCGGCAUUUGGUAUGGCUGCGGACCUGGAGGCAAGCAAAAGACUACGUCGGAAUACCUUUUAGCAAACCGAAAGAUGCGACACUUCCCGGUGGCUAUUUCUCUGCUAGUGUCUUAUCUCUCGGCUAUUACGCUGCUUGGUGUUCCGUCUGAGAUCUACACGUACGGCGCACAGUACUACGUGCUGAUUCUUUCCUACUUCAUCAUUUGCGGAACUGUAGCCAUUGUUUUCGUCCCCAUGUUUAGACGCGUGAAUAUAACCUGCGCUAAUGAGGUAAAAUUUUGUUCAUUACUAAGAUUAUUGAAUCUCGACUGCCUUUUAUAAUUUAGUAACUUGACUCCGCACUGCAUUUUUAUAACUCAAUUUUCCACUGCUCUUAAUCUGCAUUAGCAUGUACACUGCUUUUUUUGUUGAAAGUAAUGUUAUGAUAAUAUUAAGGGAGGUACAAGCCCUACGUCAGGUAUCGAUUCUGCUAAAUGAGGGGAUUGUGCAGUUUUGUACGACUCUUGUAUUAUUAGAAACACUCAGUAGUAGCCUCAAUCAUCCACUCCUUUAAAGUGGUUUAAAAUUUUGCGCAUAUGGGUGAAACCCCUAAGUGUGACUAUUCCUAAGAUACAUGCACUUUAGCACGCUUUUCAUUUAGUUCCUUCUAGUCUAGUGUAUUUUCCAUCGAACUGCUUUAUUGUGAGCGAAGUGUUUCUAGGGGUUUAGGCACGUAACAUGAUAUUAAUUCUCGAAAGUGUUUUUAAGAUAUUGUUUUCUUAUUUGACGAAACUGCUCAACAUGUAAACUUCGUAUUUAAUUGUUUUGAGUCGCAAUUUUAAAAGGCAUACAGUACAACUAAAUUACCUAAUUUUAAAAGCAAAAAUCCAUUAAGAAGCAUCAGAUGGCUGUCGACCAGUCCUGCAACACGCUUAGCUCACGCACGAGUGCGUGCUAAAGACCAAGCAUUGCGCGAUAGCCGCGUGAUGAAUGCAAUAGACCGGUCAAUAACAAAUUGACGAAAUUGAGCACUCUUUUCCCACAAAAACAUCCUAUAUUGGUUUUAACGCGCGAUUGGAAAUGAAAGUUGAUGAAUAACCCUUUAGAUCAUGCUGCUGAAGUGGCCUGACCACAAACUCUUUUAUGAGUCCUAACGCGUGACUGUUCAUUUCGCGGUUCUUUCGUGUCCCAAACCAAACAAACCAAAAACGCCUUGCACAUUUAACCGCAGUGGAGCUUGCGGUACAGCUCACUAUUUUGUUGUAUAAAAAGGUUUGAGAUGAAGCUCUCAUAGCAAGGGGACUGAAACCAUUUUAUUAAGGCCCUCCGGGCUUAAAACAAAAGUUCAGACGUAAUUUUUUUCCCAUUAUGUCUUUUGUUUAUCUCAGUACUUGGAGCGCCGCUUCUCGGUCGGGGUCAGAAUGGUUGGAUGUGCAUUCUUCAUCAUGGAAUAUGUAAGUAUUUCCGGGUGAACUCUUCACUGAUAUUGAAACUAGUAUGGACGGAAUGGAAUGGAAAAAAGGGCCGUGAGUUGCCACUCAGUGAGAUGAAAAUCUGGUCUCAGGCUUCUUUCAGCUCCUUAAGCUUAAUGUAGACAAUGCAUGCUAUAAUCCAAAACAAUCGUAAAUCUAACCAAUCACAAGGCAAUAACGUACUUGGCCAACGAAAACGAAAUAACAACGCCCAACGAGACGAGAACAAAGGGCUGCCUUGCUAGCGGUUUUUUUUGGAGGAGGGGGAGACGAAGAAAAAUUCAAGAAAAUGCCACGAGAGUGUAUGAGGAAGAGGGAAGGAGAGCUCAUCGUUCCUUCUCGCGUUUGCCACACUUUUUUUGCGCAAACAAAACCUCCAGCUACAGUGUACACAGGAUAUUUUAAUCGCUGCGGGCGAAAAAAAAAAAAACACACGGAAGACAAAUCCAAUUUGCUGUUGAUAAAUAAACCCAAAAUAGAGGCCAAUACCGAAGCAGAUAAAUUUGGCAAAAUCUGAUUAUCACCAAUAACAACGCCUGGAAAAUAUAAUGGGUUUUUUUUUUAAAUAUAGCUUCGUUAUCGCGUUUUCCAGGGUCAUAUUCUCUGUCCAUUUUUACCACUUUUUCAUAAUUUGCGUCAUUGAUUUUUUUCCCGUUUUCAUCGUAUUUAAUAUGACAGUGAAUCUUUUAAGCUUAUAACAUUCACAGUAGUUUCUCCUAAAAAACGGGCCAUAAGAAUCCCGUAUCUUUGGAACGUUCCAGCAAAAUGAAAGUUAUUAUGUUUUGACUUCUGUUCUAAAAGCUUGUUACAAAGAAUGAAAAGAUAUUGCACCCUAAUAACCGGCCCCUAAAGGGUUCUUAGUUCAUUCGCUUAUCAAUAAAUUAAAAUCAAAUUAUUAUUCGUUCUUUUUUUGAUUUUCUGUUUAACUGUUCACAUAUUUAUGGCGAUAUUUUUGACAGACAUUAUACCUGUUUGUGGUUCUUUAUGCACCAUCGCUCGCACUGGAAGCUGGUAAGAGACUUACAUUUUUACAUUAUUACAUGAACUCAAACGAAGAAUUUUCUUGAUAUUUUAACAACUUUUCCCUUGCGACUUCUUGGGGAAAUGAAAGGACAAUAAUUUUUGUUUCCUAUGUGUAUUGUAAACAAAGAAGUAGUGACAUAACCCGCAGACAACAAUUAUUGUUGUCUGCGGGUUAUGUCACUACUUCUUUGUUUACAAUACACAUAGGAAACAAAAAUUAUGAGUAUGUAAAUUGAAGACUGUGUGACAACUGACAAAGUGAUUUGAAUUAACAUCUUUUAGAAUGGCCUUAGUUCAAGUUAUUAAUUUCAUUAGUAAGAAUUUAGUUACCUGAAAUAAAAAUAAGUCAAAUUCCAAUUUUCUACUCUCCAGACAUAAUGGGUUAUAGGUCAUAUUAUGGGUUUGUGCCUGAGACACACUGAGACUUUUACUUGUAUAAUUUCACUAUAACUUUACAACUCAUUGAACUGUAAGUUUAAUUUUUUGAUUAUUUGAACUUGUUGAUUUUUGCAGUUGCUGGAAUCCCCCUACCAGCCUCCAUCCUUACAACGGGAAUAGUUUGCACCUUCUACACAAGUCUUGUAAGUACAAAAUUACCAAGAUCAAGGCUGAUAGUAAUAUUUCAAAUCUGGUUUAAUUUGUGACCCCGGGGCACUUUAGGAAUUUCUGGGUGGGGAUGUGCUGCUGAGACCUUGGAACCCUUGACCUAUACCAGAGCUAGUUCAGCUGAAUUUUGCUACCCUAUACUAGAGCAAACUCCCAAAAUCCCCCUAUCCUAGACUAGCUGUUUCCCCAGUCUAGAUAAAAUCUUCAACCAACUGAUCAGUUUCCUGAAAAAUGAUACCCUAUUCUAUACCCAAACGCUCUGAUUUAUAUACCCUAUCCUAGAGUAAACUGCUUGAAAACCAUACCCUUCACAGCGGCACAUACCCAUAUAGCCCAUAUAUGGCAGUACCCCCCCCCCCCGGGUUUGUGACUAGUAAGACUAUUUAAAAGUAGAGCAUGUGAAGCAUAAACAAUAUGAACUCAUGUACAUUACCGUAAAAUUCCGAAAAUAAGUAGCCUGUGAACAGGCCUUUCGUCCAGUAGGGACCUUCCCUUUCCUCGCUAUUUUUCCCCCUACAGAGAGCCUGUUCACAGGCUAGAAAAUAAGCCCCGGGGCUUAUAUUUUCCAAAGGCCUUUUUUGAGGGGCUUAUUUUUGGAGGGGCUUAUAUUUGGAGGGGCUUAUGUGCGGAGGGAAAUCUUCCCUUUAAAAUCUAUUGGGCUAGGUUACCGGGUAUAUGUGAAAGGAGUUUUCCAUUUUUGCUUUGUUUUACUUCAUAUUUGAGGGCAAUUUCCGAGUACAAGCCCCUGUGGGGGCUUAUACUCGGAGGGGCGAUUUAAAGGGGGAUUUUUUACAAUACAGGUUUGGGGGGCUUAUAUUUGGAGGGGCUUAUACAUGGAGGAGCUUAUUUUUGGAAUUUUACGGUAUUUUUAAGUCUUAGAUACGUGGAGGCUUAGACUCUUUAAAAUGACUUUCACUCAAACCCUGCUCCCAGGCUCUCUCAGAAUGGGAAGAGGAGAGACCCUAGAAUAGGGUUCUCAAGAAAAAUUAAAGAAGCAGGAGAAAAAUUUAAGGAGGCAGUAAUAGAUAAGUUUAAUGGCAUUUGCAUGUGAGAGUAGGCAGGAAUGGAAAGGGAAAACUAGCCUGCGAACGGCAGACAUUUCUCCUCACUCAUCGCCGCUACGGGACACCACGAAACAUCACCCAGUGACGAUGAGCGAGGAGAAACUUCUACCAUUGGCAGGCUAAGGGAAAACAGCCUAUUUCUUUUGGGUGAGUUUGGAUGAGGCCUCGCUGAGAAAAAUUUCAAUUUUGGCAGCCUAGAAUAUCGCAUUUCAGUGCAGUUUUUGCGCUGUUUCUUGGUGUCAAGAGGGGGGCGUAAGGGUUUGCGGUGAUGCGGUUUUGCGUUAUUUUUGGUGCGGUUUUGCGGUAAUCUUUAUUUUAACUCGCGGUAUUGCGGUUUCAAAACACUAAGCGGUUUGCGGUUAUUACCACCUUUAAGUCGCGGUUGUCGGUGAAAAAAAAGUGUCUGCGGUGAUAACACUCUUUAGAACGAUCGGCAUCCGGUUGUUUUGCAAGCGCGAGCCAAGUGUUUUGUUUUACAACGCAUCAGCGUUCAUUAUAUCAGCUUACAAUUUAACUCUGUGGUUUGCAAUUACGGCCUUUUCCAGUUAAUACUUAAUGUGAUUAACCGUUUUGGCCAAUGAUGUGUCGACUUCGUGAAAUUCCAUGCGGAAUGUUAGCUCGUACAGCCGUACAACCUCGUGUUCUCGUUACUUUGAUUCAAUGCGCCACAAUGGCAACUGAGGUCGUCGAGGUCGCAACUGAAAGCGAAGAGGACGUAAUAAUUAAUUGCGUGGCAAUCUUCUAUGAAGAAGGAAAGGAAGGGGAGAAUUUCAGAAGAGCUGUACGUUUUAACAAUCGUCUUCUCCACUGAACGUGAACUCCUUACGAGACAAGAAGGUCACAAUUCCAGAAGAAACAUUUAUUCCGCGUUCCACAACUAGCACAGGGACGUCCAAAGUAAUCAGUCACCCAGUGUAAGACGUACAGGAUCAGUGACACAGUUUUUCAAAGUCAAGGGAGAUAUCAAUACUCGUUCAAGUACAUGACCAGUAUACUUGGCAUUUGGUUAGUAGUAAAUAGAGUAUAAUUGCCAACGAGCCAUCCGAGGCGGCAGCAGAAUGGAGCCGCGCAAGACUGGGCAAUAGGCGGAAAAAUUCUCGAUCGAGCUGAAAAAGUGUAACCUAAUGUAAUGUAGAUUCCCCUGAGACCAAGUGGUCAGUUGUGAACCAAUCAAAAGGCAGUACCUGGUGCACGGGCUCAAGUUGAAUAACAAACAAAAUUUCACACACUUCCCGCCGUCGUGACUUCCUGUCAGGGGCACCCAACGACAAUUUUCGGAAAAAUAUCUGUUCGGAAGACGAUUUGAGAUCUAGAAUUUUCGAUACAUUUGUUGUAAAAUUUCUUGCUUGCCUGCCUCUCCUAGGAUUUUCGAACAUCUAAAAAAUGGUAUAAUUGCCUAUUUUUAACGAAUUUUUACCCUAAAAAGGUCACCUAGAAUUUUCGGGAGCCUUUUUUCUGGCUGAAAUUUUCGAAAAGGCGAGUUUUGAUCCCUAUAAUUUUCUGAUCACUAGACUUUCAGCUAGGAAAUCCGAACAGAUGAAAAAUUUUUAGGGGAUAAAAAUAUGCCUUUAUCUACCGUUUAAAUACUAAAAUACGUUUAACAAUGCUAUGUUUAAGUGGUUUUGAACUAUAUUCUCGUUGGGUGCCCCUGUUCCUGUGUUUAUUUACCUAAAUUUUUUCGUCAAACCCGGCCACCGCAGUCAAGAGACAUGAGCACUUGAUAUAUUCUAUUAAUUUUAGGGGCCAUAAUGUUAAGUUUUAACGAAGAGAAGUUUGUAAAACAGCAAAAGUGUUCUAUGUGCAGCAAGCAAUAUUCUCACCACUAAAAAGGAUCAGAUUACACAAGGAGAUAAGGAAAGCUUGACACGAAGAAUCCAGUCGCUUCUGUGGGAAAAUCUUUUUUGGGGAAAAAAUCUAACCAGCAAACAAAAAUAAUGGGAACAAAAACGAAUUACAAGCCCAAAGGGAACGACAAAGGAAAAGAAAACAACGCCAUUUUUUUCGAAACGUGGCCGAGUUCAGUAUAAAAAUAAUGAACUAAAAUUAAAUACCGACGUGCCGUACAUCGCAUGUCCUUGGAAACAUUUCAGAUGGCCCAGCGAAUCAUUCUAAGUUUCAAUCCGAUAACAAAAAGCCUUGGGAAAUUUGAAAGGAGGUUUAAAUGAUUAAACUGUGCAAAUAUUUAUCAACAAUGUGAAACCGAACCGACCGUAGAUUUGUAGCUGGACUUAAUAAUAUUCCCGAUCGCUUCCUCUGCAAAGCUGACUUUAUUCUUUCAAGGCACUUCACACUUUUACAUAGCAGGUUUGUAAAGCCACCAGACUGAAUCUGAGAACUUUUCAAGAAAAUAAUCCUUGCAACAGGAAGGGACCAAGAAACGGUCAAAUGGGGGAAAAAAGGAAUUUUAUUCCUAAGCAAAAUACGCAUGAUUUGCUCGUUGGCACUCUAUCGAUAGGUAUACCUAGUAGUGUAGUACAAUAUAUCGUUAGCGUUAUGACGCACAAUGUCAUCAGAAUAUAUCACAAGUCUUGCUGACGUCAGCUUUCAUAUUGUGGCCUACAUGUACGCACGGUUUCGGUAUUCGGGAAAAAAUCCGAUGCGGUUUGCGGUUUUUUGGCGUAUUUCUGUGCGGUUUUGCGGUUUUCGGACCCCCCUUACGCCCCCCUCUGUCAAGGAAACCAUUGUUGGUUCUCCUUUGUUUUGUGGUGUGGGUAUUGUUCUGUGUCUCUUAAAUCUUUUGUAUGACCAUGUCAUUUGGUGAUUGCACCAGUCCGCAACACCAAGAAACUACCAGUUUUUGAGCAACCAGGCAAAGAAAUAAUAUGAAUUCAAUAAUGUAAAUGCAACGUCAUUUACCCACAUUUGCUUUUUUCAAUAUCAUAUGUUUGCUUUCAUCCAAGGAAUUGUUGAGAGAAAAAUACGACAGAUUAAUUAUUCUCUUUGAAAGAUAUUUUCUGUGAGAAGCCAGAGCAACUAAGACAUCUACAACACAAUUUUGGCCAGUCUCCAGAGCUUCCGGAAAACCCUGUCAGAAACAUGGUUGAAUAUUAACACAGAUCUAAAAAAAGCUUUAAUUUAAGUCCACUUAAAUUGAAACAUUUAAGCCUCGUUAUCUUGUUUUUAAACCAAGAAUCUAACAAUCAAGCAAAGUCUUAAAUGAACCAUGUACGUUCUUUAUCAUAUUAUUUCUGCAUCCCUUGUGUCCCUACAUUUUCUUUCUGUAGGGUGGUCUGAAGGCUGUUAUUUGGACAGAUGUUUUUCAGUCUAUGAUCAUGGUGGCAGGGCUUAUUAUAGUUGUGAUUGUCGGCAGCAUUGAAGUUGGUGGCUUUGCCAAUGUUUGGGAAAUCAACAACAAUUUUGGUCGACUUAACUUCUUUAAGUAAGUGUAAUAAUCCAGUACUAUUUAGCAGUUGCUGAGCAAUCAGGGAGGACCAUGUGGGUCAUUGUUGUCCAUAGCAAUGCUAGGCAUUGCAAUAACUGAAAUAAUAUUGCAAUACAGUCUACUGCCAUAGUAGUGAUACCAAUAUUGUGAUAAUAUGGCAAACAUACUUUAAAAAGAUGUUACACUGUUAAUAAUUAUUGUUCCUUAGUGAAGAUAUUAGACUUGAUACUACCAUUCAGGCAUUGUUCCUUGACUUUAAAGCAGUGGAGAACAAAAGAUAGGGCCUCUGAUCUAUGAUCACACUAAAAGGCUUAUUUCUAAAAGACUUUUUAACUCUGGAAACAUGGUGUAAAACCUCUGGGAGUUUCUUGUUAUUGUGAAUGUAUUAUAGGCAGGGAGCAUUUUAAAUGUAUGUUUAAUCUACUCAAGAGAAAUACCUUAUUAUAGGAAAUUAACGCUCCAUAAAAUUAAGCUAUUGGAAAUUAACAUGACUUAAAUUAACGCGAAUUUAAUGGCAAACGACUUUCGAAUUAAGAAAAUUAACGCAAAAGAGGGGGUAGAAUUUCAUAAUAAAGGAAAUUAACGCGAUUAAGGCACAGUUGGUGGUGACAACUGGAACAAAUUUACUUCAACACUGGAUGCAAAAAAAUUCAAAACUGAGCUGACAUCACUUCUGACAGUGACAACAAUGAAGAUGAACUCGCAAUAUUGUAAACCUUUGCCUCAGCUUUUGUGAAAGAUGAAAAAUAUAGGGUAAAUGGAAGGAAAGAUAGCUUGUAGUUAAUGUUUUUUAGGUGUCAAGAAUGUCUGGACGGGUUCCAAAAUUGGGGUUAAAAUACUGGAAAUUAAGAGUGCAGAUAUUAACGCUGCACUUAAUUAACGUCGCAGAAAUUAACACUCAACAAAAUUAACACAACUUAAAUUAACGUGAAUUUUAACGAUUCACAUUAAUUUCAUGGAGCGUUAAUUUCCUAUAAUAAGGUAACAUAUUUUGCUGCAAUAAGAACCCUUUAUUGGUGUGUUAUGUGACCUGCUACAAAUUUCAUAUAUUGGUAAUUUCCUAGUAUUUUCUGCACUCUAUUGGAAGGCCUGAAAGGAGGCAUUUUUCAAUCAAGAAUGAGGAAAUAUAUAGGACAUCACUUGAAAAAUCAAUAGCAACACUAUCUGUUAUCAAUUCUUAUGUCUGCAUACAACUCUGUUAUUAGCUCAUGUCUAAAAUCAAUGCAUCAUUAUGGGAACACUAGUUAUCACAAUGCAUCAAUGAUUUGAUGCAUCAUUACACUCCCUUAAGUAUUGCUGAUCAAAUAAUUUACCCCAAUUUAUCAAAUAUUAUGAAUGGAUUAGUUUUCUGUUGCUUUGUGCUGUAUACACAGCCUAUAUGUGUGAAAGAAGCAUGGCCAAGUAAUCUGAACACUAAAUUCUGGGACUGGUUUGAAUGGUCCUCCAGCCAUCACUGUAUUUGUUUCCCAUUUUUCACUGAGUUCAACUCCCAGUGCUCAUAUGAAAAUAAGUUUCUCAUUCAAAAGUAAAUUAAACUCAUUUUCAUAAGCAUGAAUGGCUGUGCACCAAGCCUAGCUUUGAUAAAGAGGGCAUAGAGCAACUCAGCAGGAAGCCAUUUAUUUUGGGUGGAGGAAUAAGAGUGAUGGGAGAGUAGAAUAAAAUCUGUUAUCUCUUACUGAGUGAUCAGAGUGCAGGGAAUAGGUGGACAAGGGAAAAAAAUAAUGAUGCAAAUCCCUACGGUAUGCCUGUUAGGUGAAGAUUGGGCGGCAAUCAGCAUGUACAUGUCCAUUGACUCUAGUUAAUUGUGGCUUCAUUUCUUACAAAUUAUGUACAUUUAUAACUGCAUACCUGUAGUUUCCAGGACAUUUGUUUUACUGCAUGAUUGUUUUUGUCCACAUCAUCUAGCUUCGACCCUGAUCCAAAGGUACGCAACACAUUCUGGACACUGACAAUUGGAGGAGCAUUCACUGCCAUGCCAGUUUGGACAGUCAGUCAGACAGCUGUUCAACGUUUCCUGGCAAUACGGACAUUUAGGGAUGCUAGAAGGUGAAGAAAAAGUUAACUAAAAAGUAUUUACGGUAAAUAGGUUGAGUAUUGUUGUCUGGGUGAAUGUAGUCCAAAAUACAUUUAGGACUGUUGUUCACAGUGACUGAUGUUUCGACAACCUGUGCGGUAGUCAUCUUCAGAGUCAAAGUGAGUUGUAUCAUGUCAGUUGAUACUGUGUGUCACAUUUGGUAUCGUAUUUAUCAGCUCGUAGCUAAUAGCUAGGGGGAUCUUAGCGUGCCCGCAAUUCUCCCUGGGGGAGACUCCCAUAUAAAAGUAAGGGGGCUGCUCAUUGGAAAAAUAACAUUAAACCCUAAGGGGGGACCAAUGUCGGUGCGGCUCAAGCUUAGACUGACCUCUAAAGGAGACCAUUCUAACAGACAUCACAGCCUUUUUGGAAAUAUCUUUAUGCACAGCUCUAAGCGAUACCCGAAUGAGCAAAUACAGUGACUUUCCAUCCCAAACACUCUAAGUGGGACCACAAUCUGCAAUUUACAUCCGUAAGAGAGAUGACAAGCAUCCCUGUCACUUUUAUAUGGUAGUCCCUCCCCCCACCCUUCCCGGGCAAUCCCCUUCCCCCUGUAUAUAACGAAAAAGUACAAAAACUGUAAUGGGAUUGAGUGGUGUCCAACUCAGUCUGUAAAGAUACGAGUGACUAGCUGAAUUGGACGACCACAUAUCAAUUGCCUGAUUUGCUUAACCAUGGGUAUGAUGAGAAGUGGUGAGAGGACUGAGUGAAAUACAAUCAGGGAGUAAUAAAACCCAUGUUUAGUACUACUAUAGGCGAAUCUUUGCUGACAUCAUAGUUUACAUUUUUCCUCAUUAGCAUACGACUUACAGGUAACUCAUAGAAGCCGCAGCCGUAUAUAUGAACUAAAUGUAAAAGUCGAAAGAGCUGAUUAAAUUGAGCAAUUUGUGCAAUUUUCACCUCUUUGCAAGCAUUAUUGAAGGAAACAUCAGCCAUCAAAAACUGUGAAAUUGCUGGGUGGCAAAAUAUUUCAUGGGCUAUACAUUCUCUGUAAAAUUUUGAGUUUUUAGAAGAGAAUUUCUCCGAAACCAUUUGGUGUAUAGGGCUCAAAUUUUCAGAGAUAACUGAAACUGUCAUGCCCUUUCAAUAUUCAGAGUUUUUAUUUUAUUAGCGUCAUCAGAUAGUGAUAAGCAUAUGUUAUUAUGAGGCAAAAAGUGUAAACAAAGAUUCGCCUAUACUGCAGUAACCUGUGGCAGGUACAAAACACAGGUCACAGGUGCAGGUUACUGCUCUGCUCAUAAAUAACUGAGAUAAGCAGUUUCCGCUUAAGCUAAAACUCUAUUUCAGAUUCAGGACUGAGUGACCUGUACUCUAACCUGCAUUUUAUUGUGACCUCUGACUUGCAUUUUACAUUUUGUACCUGCCACAGUAACAAUCAGUAACCUGCCUUACUACAGGGCACUUUUUGCAUAAACCAUAAUUUCUUACCUAAAGAAAGCUAUUUAAAGAACAAAAUAGACCACUUUGAUUGGGAAAGUAAAUUAAAAUUGGUGUAAAAAUACGCCAAAACCUCUAGACCAAGGAAUACAUCAGAUAGCAUGUUGUGAAGUGAGAAAUUUAAACUUAUUAAAACUUUUCUGUUAUUGCUUUGUUAUUCAAUGACAUGCAAAUGAGUAUUAGGUGCUUUACCAGCAAUCCAGCACUGAGGUUGGUUUCCAGCACAACAGAUCACACGCCUUGACACGUGCUACUCACUUACAGUUUCGCAAACCAAUGUCAGUCUUAAAAAAGCGAAAAAUGUCGAUUAAAUACUAUCAGAGUUAUCUGAUACACUUACACAAAUCUCCCAGCACACUUUCGCUUUUCCUCGUUGUGCCUGAAAUAGGGCGGAACACAGAGCAAAUCGGUAAAUCAAGCCGCCAUUUUGAGGGACCAGGCUCAAAACAUUCGUUCCCAGAUUCCUUCGAAACAGACACCACUGGGGUCCAGCUCUUCCCCCACCAGUGCGUGGUCUCGCGCGCGGGAUUACCGCACAGGGCACCCACACAAUCUGUUUUCCUUAACAAGAGGAACAGUGAACAGCGAACUCAAAAUCCUUUACAAUCGCUCAAAAUAUACCACUUGUCAGGCAAAAGGACGACAAUUUACCGCAGGUAAGAUAACACAACGUUUAUUUAGCUUUGAUACAUGCACAUAUUUAGCGAUAUACCUCUACAGAUAAAGCAAAUUAAAACAGUAAAUGCAGUACAUUUACGAUAAUUACAUCGGUUACACAAACAGAUUGUGUGGGGACCCUGUGAUUACCCUAGCCUGUGUACAGCCGCCCCCUCAGAAAAAAUCGGAGAAAGGCGAUUUUUUUCUGAGGUGAGGGGGCGUCUGUACACACUGUACAUAGGCUAGAUUACCCACGCGUAGUUAUUAGACUUAUAUGGUUGGGAAGAACUUGCAAUUUCCUAUUCUUUUUUUGAAGGGCGGUCUGGCUUAACAUUCCCGGCUUGAUUAUCAUUGUCACGUUGUGUUGUUUGGACGGGCUGGUUAUUUUCGCUGUAUACUCAGGAUGUGAUCUUAGGGUUCAAGGAAAAAUCACCAGCAAUGAUCAGGUAUAUAAAUUUGGAGUGAAAAUGCAGGGAUCUGCCUUUCAUGAUUUUUCUUUUCUUUUCUAAUCCACAACAGAAUGGGAAUUAGGUCUAACUGCCUCAAGUACAUCUGCUGCAGAUUUGAAAGAAGCCACCGGUGUUAACUCAACAAAACUUUUGAACAGUAAUUUCAGAGUAGCUAUUGGUUAAGACUCUAAACCAAGAGCAACAUUCCUAGAUUACACUUGUAGGUUAGACUAAAAAUUUACAUGACCAGGAGUCUAUGGUAAUGGCUUCGAAAUGACCUUGGUAAUCUGUUAUAUUCAAAAAUUCGAUAACAUCUAUUCAUUCAUUUAGUCACUUAUUCACGUGUUCGCUUUGUAGACACUCCCAUACUUCGUGAUAAACAAGCUUGGUCACCUGAAAGGACUGCCGGGAAUGUUUACAGCAUGUCUCUACGCUGGAGCUCUCAGGUAACUCAGUGAAAGUCAACAGUUAACAUCCUGUGGCAUACCCAUCGUAUUACAAGUUUUACCGCUUAAUUAAUAGGUAAACCAGUAUAGAGUUAAUUUCCCUUAGAAGGUGUAUAGAAUGGCAAAUUGGAGGCUUUGCGCGACUGCGAGAGAAAAAUCUGAGCCCGAGACUCUAAGCAGCGAAAAUUUCUACGUAAUGCUACAAAACAACUAAAGAAAAUGACCGAAAAUGCCAAUGGAAGACUGUCUUAAUAAUCUACCAGCUCAGUUCGAAAAGCCGUACCCAUGAACUCUGAAAAAUUCGACUCCUUAAGACCAUACAGAAAGAAAAGAAGACAAAUCCGAGACGCAAAAAUCACCCGAAAACGAGACUUCGAGACCCAUCAAAAACGCUUCCAAGAUUUCGAAACCGGGCCAAAAUUUUCCGAGACACACGUUUUUCGAGCUACUAUGAAGUAGGUUUCAUUUUUGGCCUGAAAAUGUUUUCACGUGACAUAGUAUUGUCUGGAAUUUUCCCACUAAAGAUUAUUAAAUGUAGCAAUUCUCUUUCAUCGAUAAAGAUAUGCUAUUUGAAAGGAAAGUGCUAAUCGUGACGCAGUGGCAUGGUUCAUCGAACCGCAAGCUCAAAAUCUCCGCAGUUUCAAAUAGCCUGAAGUCGCCCGAAGCCGAAUUAUAUAUCGCCAUCUUGUUCCCAGGGCCUUUCCGGGAACAGAGAAGAAGAAAGACCCUGGAACGACAUUAGGUUUUCUGCGGUUAUCUGAGAAAUUAAUAGAGGAUCCGUCAUUUGUUUCAAUAGCACAGCGUCUUCCGCACUGAAUGCCAUGGCUCUUGUGUGCUUGGAAGAUAUCGUGAAAAAGAAGGUCCCAGAUAUUACUGACAGUGACGCUGCAAAGCUAUGCAAGAUUAUUGGUAAGUUAAAUUAAAAGAGAGGGUUAAGUUAAAAAGGGUAAUUGCUCAUUUAAUUAGCUUACCUAUUCUAUGGUGAUUUUUUCAUUAAUAUUCAAGUACGCGUUUUGGCGAAUCUGUCAUAUUAGGUCAUUUUGACCUACGCGCAAGCAAUGUUUCAAGAAUGCGUAUUCAGUAGAGUGAGAUAACGAUAUGAUUGCAGUAUGCGUUAGUCGACUUCAUUACUUUCCAAGAACUUCCAAAGGCCUCCUUAAUACUAAGAAGAUAAUGUGUGGAGCUGUGGUGGUUGAAAUGGAUAACGUUUCUCUGAAUUGACAUUUUCCGAACGAGUGAAGUUGGCUAUGAAAAUCGUGGCGCACACGCCUAAGACACACACAAAUAAGGAGGCACGUUUUUUACUCAACUCAACUGAGUCCUCUCUGGCCUCCGUGAAGUUAACACGUAAGGCUGCAAAAAAGUCCUUCGACCUACCCCUAUCUCUUGGUCCACAGUUCUCCCCCAUGUUGUUGCUAGCCGUCCUUAUGUCCUUUGAAAGCUGGUUACUUGUUGGUAAAUCCCCACUAAGUGUACAAUAUUUGUUUUCAAUCGUCGUUUUCGUUAUCCCCAGAAAGGGAAGUCAAAUUGACAGGCGAAGAUUGUAUAAACAUUGAAGCGAAACGUUUUACGCGACGAGAAGCCGCGAAGGAGAUGAGAAUGAAAUCAAAGUUUUGUUCCCGCGCGAACUACCUCACCAGCUAAUAGACGCACGGCACUGGUAUACACGUGUCUGGUGGUGGAGACCCGUGUAACAAACAUAUGAGUUUAAGUCACAUUUUACUAACGUCGUAUUCUUUUUAGCCCUUUCGUUCGGAGUCGUUGUUAUUGGAGGAGCUUUUGUGGUGAAAUACGUAGGCACCAUGGUCUUGCAGGUUUGUCUAAUCUUUAUCUUGAUUGACCUUUUAUUUCGAAUAUUAAAUAAUAAUUCUCCUUGUUUUUCCCAUACAUUGCUUGUACUUCUGCUCGGGACAAUUGACAGGUUGAUCUUGACAGUUCUAACCUCCUCUCCUAAGUUUUCCCGCGCUUUUUUUGGCCACAUGUAUUUGCUUCAAUAUCUGAUUGGUUGAUAUGAAUUUCACAAAUACAGCAGAUUGGCCAGAGUAAGUAAGUGCGCAAAUUAAUUGAAAAUCCCUUUGUCAUAUAGUCUUCAGGUGAGCGAGAAAAUCAAUGUCGAUAUUUAGACUGGACGCUGUUGUACAAAAUUAUUCCUACAAGUGCAUCAGGCUGCGAGACUUAGGAUAAUAGAGGAAGGAGAAAAAGUAAUUAAGUCACUUGACGCGUUGUUUUCCGGGUGACCUUAACAUUCCUAUUGUUGCUUCCUUGUUUUAGUUGGCGUACAGCAUUUUUGGAAUCUGCGGUGGGCCUCUGUUAGGAAUAUUUUUCCUUGGAAUGUUUGUCCCUCGAGCAAAUUCCAAGGUAUGCAAUGCAAACAACCCUCACCUCUCUCCUUUUGCAGGCAGUGAAAUGUUUUUCUUGUUAAGGUCCCAACCCUCUUCACCGGUCUUGCCACAAGGUCUACGUGGCCUUUAUGAUCUACACCAGCCUCACUGCUUCAUACUGCAAAGGGGUGUUCACAUUACCGGUGAAUUGAAGUCAGUUUGUGCAGUUCUUAGUUAUCAGGGGCACCCAACGACGAUUUCCUCCUAAAUACACUGAAAACGCUUUUUAAAGGCUUUCCAGAGUAUUUUUAGAUCUCUAGGAAUGCAUUCUAAGCGGCGCUAUAAAAUUUGUAUCUGUUUGGUCAUCCUAGAGGAACUUAAGACUUUUCGAAAUUACAAGGGCUUCAGUAUUACUUUCACCAAAAUUUUAGAUGCAAUUUAACGUAUUAUGAAAGUGAGAACUUUUCUGAUUCCUCUUUACAUCACAGUUUUUAAUCCGAAAAGUUUAGGUUUCUUUUUUUCUACGAAAAAUAGCCCAACCUGGGGAGUGAAAUGUGAAAAAUUAGUUUUUAUGCAGUACCCUAUUGAAAACCACAUAUUAUAACAUAGCGCGCGUGCUUGCCCUAUAUAAGUCCUAUUGAGCCGCUAUGAACAAAAUCUUUAUUUACGCACGCCCGUGCGUAAAUAAGAUGACGUAAGCAUUUUUUUUUUACCUGGCUGCAGAGUUGUCGUCUUUUAAGCUGCAGUGCAGUUUUCCUUCUCUUUAAAAUAUGGAAGAAACCAGCGAAGAACUGCCCAAUUUUUCUAUCGGCAUUGACCUUUUAGGUCCUGAUCCAACAAGCAGCAAAAAUAGAGCCGAAUUAAAACAAACUCACUUGUUGCGCGUUUCGCAAAUUUGUCGGAAGACCAGCUGCAGCACAUUUUGGCCGCAAAACAUUCACUGGGAACAGAACAGACACCAACUGGUCAUCAACAACAUUAAGAGGUUAAAUUUCCGUUUUUAUUGUUGUUUUUAUAUCUCUGGACAAUCCGACUGAGGCAGGAAGAUUUCACUCGCAAUAACAACACAAAUCACACAAGAAGACAUAAAUUUAUUACUCACAAAAACAACUGCUGCCAGGUCUUCUCAAGAAGCCGUAAUGACCAGCCAAUGUUUGUAAAUGAAUAUGAGUUUAAAGAAGGAUGACAGUUGUCUUCACUAAAAACAUGUUUUCUGGAUUUCGCCGAGCAAAACGUAAACAUCUUUUCAGCAAAUCCAAACCAUACUCCACGACUUCUUACGAACAUGUUAGUAUUUUAACUUUAGGUGAACUUUAAGACUCUUUUACCUUUGUUUCUGCUUAGUUUCCAUUGAUCGUUAACGAAUAAAGAAGCAAAUUUUCUUUCUCAGUUUUACAGAAAAGCUAUAGAAAGAAUAUUUUCAUUCAAACUAGAUGAUUGUGGUGUGUUCGUAAUCAGCCAAUAGAAGCGUUUGUUAUUGUGUAGCGCGUUACGAGAAUUUUGUAGUUAAUCAAAAAGCAAGCAUUUUUGUCAGCUAUGUUAUAAAAGAAUUUGCUCAUGCUUUUAGCUGUGCGUAUGUCGAGUUAUGGAUGCACUUGGGAAGUUUGGAGAGCACUCAAGAAGCUAGAGUUGCACUCGGCUAUCGCCUCGUGCAACUCUUACGCAUCUUUCGUGCUCUCCAAACUUCCCGCGUGCAUCCAUAACUCGAUAUACGCACGCUAAGCAUGAACAAAUUCUUAAAUGUGACAUAGGCCAUCUGUAAAAAAAACUUUCUUCUUCUUCUUUUUAUUAUUAUUAUUAUCAUUAUUAUAACCUCGCCCUCCCUCUUUUACAGUUGGAUUGAUUUUGUUAUCACUAGUUCUCAUAUUUGUUCCGCAUUGUUUCUUAAAUUGCCCAGCUUGUACCUUGUUUUUUAAAAAACAAAAAUUCAAUUCGGCCCGGGCUCCAAUAGCCUCAGUUUUAUCAGUCGAGAGACUGUUUGGCGUAGACUGCGAGAAGUCGCUCUUUUUCUUCAGAUUUAGUAAGGGGAGUGCACGCGCGCGAGAGAGUUGAGCAGCUGAGCCACGAGACGCGAGAAACGAGGGCGCCUUUAGUCAUGAGCGUAGUCAUUUGAGUGUCUUGAGCGAUUUGCUCGAUGGACCAAGAAAAAAGAGAGACUGUUCGUAGUCUAGUUCGGCGAAGCACCCUCGUUAAAUAAAAUUAAUCGAUAAUUCCAGCAUUCCUUUACUAAGUAAUUCCCCACUUAAGGAAACAAAAGCUAACUGGGCCGUGUUGACUUUCACGAAGACUUGGGGGAUUGUUACUAGGGACAGGGGAAAAAAUUGGCCAAUAGCUGAACGGCGCGUUCGGCACCAGAUCCCUUAUCGCUUUUUAGAAUGGCGUAUUCAUUACUUCUUUCACUGUUAUUCCAGGGCGCUUAUUUUGGAAUAUUCAGCGGCGCCAUUAUGACAACAUGGGUCUUUGUGGGGUCCGUAUUAUAUCCACCCAACAAGUACCCAGGCCUUCGCUCAGUUCAGGAAUGUGACUUCUUCACUGCCAAUACUACCUUUAUAAAUGGUACCCUUAGCAACUCAUCGGCUGCAUUUUUCAAGGAAAACAAUAUCAACCAAAACGGAUAUAUAUAUAACCCAUACAAAGGACACAGGUAGAGUACCUGUACAUCAUAGCUAUAGCCUGUGCCAGGAGUUCAGAUUGCGGGGACGGCGCAUAGAGAUGUGAGCAGGGAAAACAGCGAGGAGGGUGGUGUUGGGGUGAGAACGUUCCCGCUCUCUGACUUCGCGCCGCACUCCACUAUCUGAACGCCUGGAACACGCUACUAUAACUGUCACUUACGUUGCAAUGGUGGAUUCAGACCUUAAGGUGCGCGGGGGGGGGUGCGUUGUCAAGGUGGAACGAAAAGUCCCUGCGCCUUGGCUUUACUGGUCUCGGUUUUGGUGUAAAAAUGAAAAAUAAGAGUGGGGGGCGGAGCUACUCUCCAUAGACAAGUUUUAAAACAAUCCUGAACAAGAAAUAUCGUGGGAAAACUGUCCGUUGGGUUUCAUUUCAAUAAAUAUAUAAUAUGUAUUUUUUAAAGUUUAUGUAUUCCAUAUAUGUCUUCAAAACAAGAGCAAAAUGUGGACUGACAAUUUCAAGACUUUCUUGCCCUGACCAAUGAAUGUUAUCAUCAAAUUGGUCAGAUAUUUACUUGAAUCAGUGCUAAAUCGUAUGCCACACAGGUACUUUAACAGAUACAAUAUAACCAGUCGCGCAUGCGCUACCUUGAGUCCUUGAGUAAGGCCCCAUCAUGGAAUUACUGUAUGGGCAAAAAGUUUAAACGAAAUUAAUAUAUAGCUGGAAAUUUCUUCCCAACAGCGCGUGCUCUCAUUGGUUUCUUCGAGGACACACGACAUCUAACAAUGAAACUGUUUCCCGCCAAAAUCUCUGAGCGGGCAACAUUGCAAAAUCUGUGACGUUAGAGGGUAACAACGUACUGCUGCCCGCGAAUGUUGACCGACGACCGCUGCAACAGCGAGGUCUAAUAAAUUUCCACCUAUAUAACAAAUCACUUAAAGACUGGUCCCUCGGAAAACAGUUAAUUUUGUUUCCCUCCAAUCUCAAUGUUUCCUCGGGACCAGUCAUUAAGUGUUUAAUGUUACAUGAAUACGUAGAAUUUAUAUGAGAAAUUCUACUCAUGCGCAAAAAACCAAAGUCAGCGUUGCUGCCUCCACAACGUAAAAUUUAAAUCGAUUGAAUUAUGUUUUACUUUUAGUGCGGGUAUUGCUGAUUUCUACAGCAUGUCAUACCUUUGGUUUAGUGGCUUGUCCGUUAUCGUUUCCUUUGGUGUUGGGAUCAUAAUGAGUUUGAUUUUAGGUGAGUUGAUAACCUGCCAAUACAGCCAUCUCUCGUCGUUCUUUAGCGAUUCACAGGCUAGUGAGUUAGGGAAUCUGUCAAGUACUGAAUUUCAGUUUACUUGAAAAAUUGCCCCUCCUCAGUUCUCUCAUUAGACACACAUAAGUAAAGCUCUAUUCAAAGAGAGCAAAAUGCAAGGCUUUCAAUCGCAGGCUAUUUGCUUUCUCGCUACCUUAUUUAUUAAAUUGCAUGUUUUUUCUUUGCUUUAACUUAAAGAGAGAAAAGAAGACAAAGAAAGAGAGAUUGAUCCUAGGUUGCUGUUCCCUCUGAAGGAGUGGUGUCUCUCCUUCCUUCCUGGUCACUCAUUUCAAUGGGACUUUGAGGAAGAAGAAAAUGAACGACUGCAAAAAGAAAAGGAAGAAGAAAUGAAGCCACUUCAUGAGAGGGUAAGAAAAAUGAUAAUGAUGACGAUAACGACGAUAAUGAUAAUGAUGAUGAUGAUAAUGAUGGUCAUCAUCAUCAUCAUCAUCAUCACGAUCAUCGUCAUCAUCAUCAUAACAGUCUUGGUGGCGGUGUUGAUAUUGGUGACGAUAACGGUGACGGGCAGAUGAUGAUGGAAACGUUGGUAUAGUAAUGGUGGUUAUCGUGAUGUGGACGUUGAAGAAGGUGAUAAUGAUCACAUCUUUUUUAGUCAGAACAUUACUAAGCACAUCAACUAGUUUUUUGUCGCUUUAGCAAAAUGAAGUGCACUUUGCCCUCGCACACGCCAUGAUGAUCACACCAUGACCACUCACAAAAUCAUCAUAGUAUAACAAUCAAUGUGUGAAUUGCAUACCUUGCAGGAAAUCAAGAUAAACUGGGAUGAAGCCCCACCACUCCAGGAGCCUGGUGAAAAGGAGAAGACCUCAAUGGGAGACAUGUUCACCAACGAUCUACUGGCAAAUGAUUCUAAAUUGUGAUGUCAUCAAUUCGCGUCUUUGGAAACGGAAAGGAUUUGGAGCGAAAACGUGACACGCAAUUGUUUCCGGGAUCGUUACAAGGGACGCGCAGUCAGCUAGAGAACAUUUUUCCCGGUCCCAGAAGUCUUUGCGAACGUUAAUUCAACCUAGUAUCCUUCUCGUUUCUAAAGUGUCGAAUUUUCUCCCGUAUUAUGCGUUUUCGUUUUUGUUUUUCAUUUAUUCUGUGGCUUCGUACCGAUAAUCCUUGAGCGUGUAAUAGUAACUCCAGAUUUCUAUUUCCAAAUGUAAAUAAUCGUUUUACUGAGAGUGUCUCAUGUGUGUCAAAAGUAACAAAAUAUUAUAUCCUGGUUGAUUUUUUCCUUUAAUAUGGGGGACUUGGGGGUAUUUUAGCGAUAAUUCAAGGCUAGAAGGUCAGCGAAGGCCUGUUUUGUAAGCAUUCCCGAUUAGCUAUCCCUUACUACACAGACUACCCAAGCCAAGAACUUGGCCCAAUUUGCGGCUCAAACAGUUUGUUUUGCCUGGUUUUAUUUCUGCUAACGCUACUCAAUAUUAUCGUAGAGCUAUAAGAAUGGAUGCUUUAUCAGUAGUUAAGAAGUCGAUUUUCACAGGUCUGUACUGAAAUUUUUAAACGCCUUUGCUCAUUCAAGCAAUGUAAUUACCAUCAAAUUUGUGCUUGCAUUGAAAUAAAAACUUUCACGCCCGGGUUGCCCGCAGGCUGUUAAUUUUAUCUUAACACAGGAUUAACCUUUGAAACACGUCAUUCUUGUCUAGGAAUGUAAGCUAAUAGACCUUUUUACCGAUACGGCGGCCAUAUUGAAUUAAUUCGAUUCAAGAAGUAUUACUAUUAUCAUACUCCUUAUAUCGAAUUAAUUCAAUAUGGCCGCCGUAUCUGUAAAAAGGUCUAUUUGUAGCUGGAGCAAAUAAUAUAAACUGGAUCCAGCCUUUGCAUAGCCUGCGCCACAGACCAAACUAAACUUCUGAUUCGGGAUUGAUUACCUUUACCACGCAGGCAAGCCUUUACACUGAGACCCACACUCGUUCCCAGGGUUCUCUCGAAGCAAGAGAGUGAACCCUGGAAACGAGGUUGACAGAGACCCAUUUAUGGGACGAAAAGACUGUACAAAGACCAGAACAAAGUUUAACCAAUUGGACUCUCUUGAAUUGUGGGUUUGCGCCAUGAAUUGCUCGUGUGCACCUGCUUCGCAGGCUAAAGAUCGAGUUGACGGGCCUCCAAGCUAAUCUGAACCUUAAUUAAAUAGUGGAAACCCAAUAUAACUCUAAACAGGAGCCUAUGACUAUGGUAGUGGGCUCGUGCUCUAAAUUACUAAUUCGCUUUAGAGGGUUGAAAAAUGGAACAACGGAAAUUUUCUAGUUGGAAUAAUGAAAAUAUGCUCUUUUUCGAGGGUAAUAAUAGACUAACGAAACAGUUUUCGAGAGGGGAUAAUGAAACAAUGAACACCUUAUUUGAUUAUUGCUCUUCGCCCCCUCAUUUCAAUCCGUGUAAACCCCGUCUUUGCUCUUCACCGCCCCUCCCCCCCUCCCCCAUGGUAAUCCGUGUAAACCCCGUCUAUCGGCCCAUGGCCUCACCGCAAAUCCUUGAAGAUCCCUUAAUCUCUUCUGAAUAGUUUUGUGUGUUAAAUCUAUAACAGAGUGUGAAGAUCUUUUGCUUUUACUAUCACCGUUUUGAAAGUACAAAAAUGCUAGGCUACAAUGUAUGCGUAUACCCUGUUACACGGCCCACGCUUUCGACGAGACUGCGUGAACUUUGUUCUGCUACUACAAAGGAAAUUAAAUGCGUCACUUCCUCCAAAAGCCAAAAUACAGGUUAUUGCAAGCCUCGAUAUUCUUUUUUUUUUCCUUUAGAUAGCUUUACUGUGAAUCGUGACUUCUGGUUUCUUCCUAUCUUGUAUAUGCUGACGAGGAAAUCAUGACGGAAAACUCAGUGCAAAACUACUACUCUAACUUUUCAAUGGUUAUGACCCAUAAGCAAAUACGGCAUUCCACCAAAAGACUCGCAAAUAUUAGCUGUUGUACACGCACGUGACUGCAAAUGUUAGUGGGAUAUACUAGAAAAUUUGUUGAGGUUUUCUGAACCCGUGACACUCAUAGCAGGUCUGUCACAGCCUGGGGAUAACUAUUAUCGAGUGCAAUCAGUACACGUAGAAACAGUUCAAAUACCUUUCCUAAAUUCAUAAUGCUUCACUGUGUCAAAAAGUGGGCUUUAAUCGAGUGUGAAUCAGACGACUAAUUCUCCCGGAAGUCAAACCAACUUGAUCAAGUCUUGACCUGUUCCCAGCUGUGGAUUAAUUCUGCUGUGGGAAGCAUAAUUGCAAAAUGAGACUAGGGAUGUGACGAGUUAAGCAGAAAUGAUUUUGGAUUUACAAACAAUUUGGCUAAGGAUGAAGUCUUACGUUUCUGUGGUGCCAGUCAAUUAUUCAUAGAGAAAGGCGGGUUUAGAUAAUUAUUUCCCUAGUGUGGCUUUUCCCUAUACUUCGUGCGAUGUGUCAUAAAUCGCGUUAAGCUAUCUCAAAGGAGAGCAGCCUCGUUCUUCUAUGUAAAAGCAAUUUACUCGUCGAUUAGACAAAUAAAUCCACCACUUUCUUAAUCAAUAUUUUACUUUAGUUCAAGCAAUUAUUUUACAAUGAGAAAAUGUUUGACUGAUAGCGUGCUUCCAAACAUAGAACAGUUCAAGUGUUUCUACACGACUUGUUUCCGGCACCAGCGGUCAGGGUGUGAAUUCGUCAAGGAAUGUCUGCAAUCAAUACUGGCUUACUGCCAGACUAACUUUAACUAAACAUGACAAGAACAAAGGAUUAUCAUUCGCUGAGACAAUGACGAGACCUUGGCUAUUUGACGCAAGAGGUUGAUUAAUGUCAGUAUUAUUGUGAAAAAACAAAGCCAAAAGAGCGGCAACAGCAAAAAAUAGAUGUCACCCAGACAAGUGUUGACAGAUUCGCAUUUGAAUCCAGCUGUGAACGAAUGACGUUUUGUUGCUCUUGGUAUUUUUGCCUUGCAGUGAAUGUGCACUCGGUCUUGACUCCGAUCACCGGAAUAUCGAACAUCCGUCACGUUUUUUCACUCUUUCUUUCCAUGAAAUAACUUUCAGUAUCAGAUCACAGGCAAAGCUGGUUUAAUACUGACUGUAAUACGCAUCAAGGUCAACCACUUGAUGUUCGCUUUGAAUUUGAAGGGGCAAAACUCGUAAACAAGAUCAGCAAAAAUUUUCUUCAACAAUGAAAUUCGCCGAGGACUACUUGGUUUUCGCCAUAUCUCUCUUAUUUCCAAUCGCUGCGGGAGUAUUCUUUGCUUGUCGCGGAGGACAAAUAACCACGAAUGAAUUUCUUCUGGCGAACAAGAAACUAAGAAGCUGGCUCGUUGCACUAUCGCUCGUAGCCAGCUACUUUUCGUCCCUCCUUCUACUGAGUACAACAAACGAGGUUUUCACACAUGGAGCGCAGUUUAUUAUUUUAGCUAUACUGUCCUACUGGAUCGUAGCAGGAGUGGCCCAUGUUCUUUUUAUUCCUAUGUUCCAUCGGAUCAAAAUAACCUCUGUUAACGAGGUAAGUGCCUAUUUAAUUUGUUUUUGUUUAAAUCUUUUGUUUUGACUUGGCGAAUAAUUUUAUGAUUUAGGUGUCUAGGAAGAAUUCACAAUUUGCUUUAUUAUUUCUGCAGUAGGUUCGAAAUUGUUUUCUAAACUCAGAAUAUAUUACAUCAUGUAUUUAGCUGGCAUUUCGUGAUAGACCUUUGUACCAUUCGUGAUGUGAAAAUGACAUGACAUUGACAAAUCUAUUCCAAAUAUCUUGGCAGAAGUUCAAAAUAUGGUUCAUGAAACAAAUGAUCUAUUUUCUCCUUCUUAAACAACAAAAAGGUAAUAACUUUUUAUUGCAGGAGGACUUUUUGCUUGUUGUGUUUUCUAGUUGUUUUCGUUUUCAAUCGCCCUUGUCUUUUCUAAAUAUCUAUCUAUAUUUAGACCAGGGCACGCUAUUUAAGGCUGCUGCCAAAAAGUACAUGAAACCAAGUGGAAUUAUUGGAUGAAUAGGUAAAAAACAUAAAAUUUAGAAUAACGAAGUCAGAAAGUAACCGGCAAGAAAACCACUAAUUGCGCAAGAUUAAAAUCUUCUGGAAACGACAAGAGUUUCCGAUGAAUCGACCGCGAUAUGUAUUCAAGUAUAGCGUGACCUGAAGCCUAUAAUUAAAUACUUUAUCUCAGUAAAUUUGAGGGUGGAAAACAUUUUCUUUAAAUACUAGUUACCGAGGAAAAUUCGGAUAGGGAGUUAUCGAUCCCAAUAACUCGUUAUAAGGCAACAAACCAAACGCCAGAAAGAGACAACUAUAGCAAAAGCAACUGCACAUUUUAAAAUUUGCAUUUCUAUGUACAACAAGCAAAGCAAGGCCUCUGCUUAAUCGGGUUUAUAUGAGCUUCUUUUGACUCUUUUUUUCAACAAAUAGGCCCUUGAAUUAGUCAAAUUGCUUCCAUAUACACUUCACUACAAUCUCAAACUAAGACGGAAGCAUUUUCUCCCCAGUAGAGCAGAUUAUAGGCUUGGUACACCAUUCACCGAGUUACCUAUGACGUGCAUUGACGUAUCAUUAAUACCGGAUCUCUUAAUUGUCAAAAUAUUAAUAAUGCAGUUAUCAUAAGCUUUUUUAAAUAACGUGAUAAAACAGAACGCUGAGUGGCACGUGAGUGGCAUACGUUUUUGUCAAUGCCGGGUCCCUGAAUGGUCCAAAUAUUACUAAAAAAUGCAGUCAACAUAAGCUUUUAUAAUUGAAUGAAACGAACCGCUGGUUAGCACGUGAGCGGCAUACAUUAUUUUGCCUCAUUGAAUAUUGUCCCACCCAACCUCGUUGAUUAGAAUUUCUGUUCUUUCCCAUUAGUACUUGGAGGCGCGUUUUUCUUCCGGUGUGCGCUACGUUGGAGCCACCCUAUUCACUGUAACCUACGUAAGUAUUACUGGUUUCGAACUAGUUAAGUUUCCAUCACUCGAAUCAUUAUGAUAACAACCAACUCAAGAAUCUCUUCUUAGUUUUGUCUUGCCUUUACAACGGUCCUAUGGAGCUGGAAAUAACUUUUUUAAUUCUUUACUACAACACUUCAUUACACAUUUACACACAAACGGAAAAUAAAAAGACAAAAAAAAGUACAAAAGGUACAAAAUUAUCAUUAACUUCAUACAUAGAAAUAGUGCAAAAAGCUUACUUAAUAACAGAGGUAGCAUUCACUAUAAAAAGAAAAGAAAGCUAAUAUAUACAAAGGAAUUAUCCGAGGGGCAUAAAGUAGAACGGCGUCAGAUGGAAGUAACUUGAAUCUUUCAUCAUUUGUUCUAUCUACAGCCUUUUUCUUCUGCGUUAAAAAACAUGUCAUCUCAGCAGACUCUCAGUAAGCAUGCACAGAGCAAGUCCUCGAUUCAAAAUUUAUUUUCACGAUCUUAUUUUUUCUUAUAUAACACUUUACUUAUCCAACACUGGAUACCUAAGCAGGUUCCUGCGUUUGACACUGAACAAAAAAAAACAUUAAAAAACUGAACUCAUUAAAAAUCUUUUUUUUUUCCAUCAGUUGAAAGGAAACUUCAAACAAACCUGAAUCGGCUGUAAAAGACCCUCAUUUUUUCCCUUUUUGCAGAUCCUAUACUUAUGUGCGGUGCUGUACGUCCCGUCUCAAGCAAUAAGCAUGGGUAAGAUAUUAUAAGCUAACUAAGCCUAUUACACCUUUACUUUACUUUACACUCAUUGCAAGUCACUGUUUCUUUAAGUGUCUGUCCGGGUCGAAAGUUUUAACUUUCGCACAUUUGACCCUUUCACUCAUCCAGCCAUGAACGGACUGAAUUAUUUUCAAGCUUAUAGCUAAAAUUGUUUUAUUAGAAAUUACUUUCUGGCUUCUACGUUUUGAGCCUGUGAACGAACUUUAACAGUUCCUUACAACAAGAAAUUUAGUACCUGUUUGAAUGAGAGUUUUGGCACAUUUGGGGGUGGAAACAGGCAGCUCCCCUUAUCUACCAAACCCUUUUAAAGCUCUGUUAAAUAGAAAUACUCAGUUAAAGAUGUUAGUUUGAAAGCACUAUCAAGCAAGCAGCUCUACUGCGCGGCGGCUAUAUGGCGGGAACUAGUUUUUGCGACUGUGGAAGACUGGUUUUCCUUGCUAGGGAUUUAUUAAUCUUUCCAAUUUUCGGGAAGUCGCGUUCAACUAGAAACACGACACUUUCGUAAGCGCCACCCUACUGACACUGGUAUAGGAGUAAUAAGAUUGAGGCAACACUAUACCUGAUAGGUUUUCGUGCCGAUUCAAAAAGCUAGCAAGUACAGUACGAACAGUAUGAAAGCAACGGCACAGAACUGGAACAAGCCGUUCACACACAUCGAUCAUCGUACCGUAACGAUUGGCUAAGCGGGUUUGUUGAACUAAAUCCCAAUCUUCACUUCCAAAUAUCUACUUCCGUCUCAGUGGGUCAGUCCAGUCUUCUCUCCUCCUUAUCUACUUCUGCAAUGGCCGAAAACCGGUUCACACUAGGACAAACGAUGCACUUUCAAGGUCGGCGCGGCGCAGCUUCGCUCCGUAAAGGAUGAGACCAACUUAGGUUUCUGGGAAACUGCCCACCUACCCCUCCCCUAAGCAAUCAUUUUGCCCUAAGUGAGGAGUAAGUGUUAAUGUUAGCUUAGGGAAGGGGUAGGUGGGCAGUUUCCCAGAAACCUAAACUGAUCCAAUUACAACGAAAUCACCGUUCUUGUCGAGUGUGAACAUGUCGGUAGCUUGUAUGGUGUCUUCACAAGGGAUAUCCGAUAUGGUGUGAACAUAGCCUUAAUUAUACGGUAGAGUUGCUUUUUCAAGGAAGGGGUCGGCUAUUCAAUUACCUCACGACUGUACAUGCAUGUUACUUUUGCAGUUGCUGGAGUUCCAUUAGCCGCUGGUAUUGUCUCCACCGGAGUGGUGUGCACGCUCUACACCACACUAGUGAGUAUUGCCCACUUAAGAGUGUCUCUAGCUUGACCCAGGGUGACCAAAACGCAGGCGUUCCCCUGCGAAAUACCCCAAGGGGGCAGAGAGGAGAGCCGGCUGUAUCUGCAGGCUAACGACGUGGUUGCUUAAGCACCUGUAAACAACCAGCACUUCAACAUUUCAGCACAACCACUUGUAGCCUGCGCGCAGACGAAAUUAAACUCUGGUUAACUCCGUCUGCGAAAAAGCGCCGAAAUCCUUGUUCUGGACUUCCAGCUGUGUACCCAGAUUUGAGUACGCACCACGAUUGGCCAGUUAAAAAAGACUUUUGUUUUGUUUGUCGCAAGACUGGUAAUAGCCAAUCAGGUUGAAGGGAAAUUCGAAACGCACUUCCGGUAAUUCGUUGAGUCGGCUGGAGGUCCAGAACAAGGAUCUCUGCGCUGCUUCGCAGACGGUACUAAUCAGAGUUUAGUUAUCGUCUGCACGCAGGCUAAACCACUUGUUGCCAUUAUAAUCUUCAAGUUACAACUUUACAAUCCGACUAGUUCAACAAUCCAAUGGCUAACGUUUGUCUUACUCGUCUUUAGUUUCAGAUUGAUUAUGCAUUUAGAAUUUUUCCAACAUAAUUUUGUAUUUGUUUGAUGUUUUUCUGAACAAAACAGGGAGGCCUGAAGGCUGUGGCAUGGACAAACGCUUUUCACCUCAUUCUCAUGCUAACCGCACUUAUCACGCUAUGCAUUGUGGGUACAAACGACGCAGGAGGCUUUGCUCGAGUGAUUGAAGUUAAUAAGAAUGGAACCCGGAAGACAAUAUUCAAGUAAGUAACGAGUUUUAACCUUAUGUGGAUGAAGCCCAUUUAUAGGAUCAGGGUUUUUUUGUCGAUUUCUUUGGUUUCGUCAAUUUUUUUCGUCGAUUUUUCAUUUUUCAAUAGGCUCCUAUGUCACGCGCUCAGUAACUAACUUAAGUGAUUCAGUAGAAACUAGUUUCUUAUUGGCAAAUGUAAUUUCCAUGUUUUGUUUUCCCAGCUUUAACCCAGACCCUACCAUCCAAUACACAUUCUGGACACUUUCUAUCGGUGGAGCGUUAACUGCCAUGCCUGUAUGGACAGUCAGCCAGACAGCUGUCCAGCGGUAUAUGUCUGUAAAGAUGGUGUGCCUGGCUAGAAGGUGAGAUUCUGCCGACGUCUAUCAUACGACCGUCAUAACUCAGGAGUGAUGGGUAAAAAUUCCCAACCCCCUCCCCCCAACCCCACCUCCCCCUCCCCCAUUCCACAGACGAUUCGGACAAACUCAUAUAGUGUGAACAAGGAACGACGGGGUGCUGGCCUCGGAAUGGCACGUUCUAGAAUCGAGGAAUCGCCUACACAGUCAUGGACGGCAUGAAUGGCCAUUAUUCUGCACUCAAGCGGACCUUUGUAUCCUGGUCAUGCUGUUUUCGCUUUACGGUCACUUCCCCCCUCCCCCCAAGGUCAUUGCGCGCUGGUUACUUGGCCCCCUAUUUUAGAACGAGGAAGAUUGUAUUUGAAGCGCGCUUGUUUUGGUUUAUGGUUUAUAGGACGAGGAAUAUUUUAUUUGGAACGCCCUAAAUGACUCGAAAAUAGACGGCGAAAUGACUGGUUUCCCUACUUUCAUGUCACGGACUUAAAUUACUGUGAGGCAGCGCCGUAGCUAGUAUGAGGCCAACCGAGGCACUCGCCUCGGUAAAAUUUUGACGAAUUUCGCCGAUCAUUUUUAUUUUACAUAAGGGAUCAUCGGAUAUUUUUAACGCAUCAUGAUAUUACAAAGAAUUCAGCAAUUCAGUCAAUAUACUGUGAAAAAAUUACCAUAUCAUCGAUCUCAAGGGGCUACGUACGUUAACUCAAAUUUUUUUUGAACAAAUACUGAUCAAAACCAUUGGCGAGGUUAACGGUCACCCAGAUUAUGUAGCUUGUUUCUGAUUAUUGCUUUUUAAAUUCCACUUAAAUUAACUCGAAAAAAAGGCCCAGAAAACGCUGCAAAUCGCAUUUCCGAGAGACUAAAGUUCAAAAUUUCUCGGGGGGGGGGGGGGCAUGCCCCCGAACCCCCCUAACAACUCCCGCCUGCCUCGGUUGGCCGUUUGGUCUGGCUACGGCACUGUGAGGACUAAAAAUUUUCACCCACAUCACAUCUGCUAUUCCUUGUUCAUUACUUUACGGCUAAAUGAAUAUAUAAAUUAUAUUCAUACACACAUAACUGUUUGUCAGAUUGGACAGGAAAUGACAUUGCACUGGUAGACUACAUUAGCAUUAUAAUACAAAACCCCCUUGCUACCGGGAACCAGUACAGUUUUUUUCAUCAUAAAUAAAUAAUAACUCACCAGAUCCCUUCAAUAUUGUUCCUUCAGGGCUAUUUGGAUGAGUGUACCAAUAGUGAUGAUAAUGACUGGCUUAACAUGUGUCACUGGUCUCGUUAUGUACGCUGUGUAUGCCAACACUGAUCUAUCCACAGCAAGAGAAAUUCAACUCAGCAACACGGUAAUUGAAUCAGGCUCUAUGAGCUUUACUUAAUGGAAAUUCUAGGUUUUCUUCCAACGCACCCCAAGAGAAGAGAAAAUUAAUCGCGUCGACGUUUCCGUUGAGAAUGUUGUCUAGUCUAUUUAGACACGCAUAAAAAACCACACUUUGAAUCUUUUUCUCUUGAAACUUAAGCCAAGCAAAUCACCAAACAAAAAGCAUGGAUUCGCGGGGGGGGGGCAAAGCGUUUCAGUACAAAAAUAAGUCUGUUUAUGAUUUCUUUCUCUUGUUCCUAUUUUUUGUGCGAUGUCUGAUCCCUGGAAGUGUUCUGUUGAUUAAAAAGGCCCUUUAAAGUCUCAGCCCUUUUUAAAAGAGGACCGCGAAACUGUCGGCGAUCAAUUGCCGAACAAUUUGUUGGAGUGCGGAACUUUUCAAAAAUCGUUUCGUUGAGGAUAAAAAACUAACCAACUGUUGUUAUCUCCACUCGCAUGACUUUUCUUCAUCCGAGGAAAAGAAAUACCUGAAAACAAAACAUUAAAGUAUGUGAGACAGGAAGCCAAAGUUACCCUGGUUUUCCAACUGCUUUGGGGGAAGAAAAAGCCACUUAACGCUCGGUACAUGUCAUAAGAACUUACCCAGUAGACUUUGUAUCAUUAUUCAGCUGACUGUCCCAAGACAACAAGUACAACCGGGAAGGGCUUCAGUUUUCAGCGAACGAGGUUGAAUCUUGACAGUAAACUUUGGAUGUCUCCCUUGUAGGUUCUCUUCUAUUACGUCACUGACAAGCUAGGUGAUAUAAAAGGGCUGCCGGGUUUUAUAACUGCUUGCAUAUUCGCUGGAUCCUUAAGGUAAUAAGAUAACAUAAAUAUAGUUUAAUAUAAGUGAGACUACCACUAGAUAAACAAUACUGCAUUCAAGAUUGCCUUACAAUGACGUCGCAUAUUACUACCCGUAAUAUAUAAUUGACCCUUUUACUGCCAGAGUGCUUGAUGGAGUUUUGUAAGUGACUCUAACUUUUGAGUCUGUGGACGAAAUCCGGUGAUGUGACCAUUCAAAAAAAAGCUCUCUGCCUGUUCUUUUACAUGGUGCAUUUUGUUUUUUAAAAUUUUACAAAAUGAAAUUUGGACAUUUAGUCGAAAUUUGCCUUUGGCUACAUUUGGCAGUGGAAGGGUUAAAGACAUAGAUACAGUCGAACCUUCAUGUGCGACUACCUCUUAUUAGCGACCACUCCCAUAAGCGACCAUAUUUUGGGCGGUCGCCUUCGGAAAGUUCGACUGUAAUAUAAAAAGAAGCGCGAGAGAAAAAUUGACCGCGCAAAAUCUGGGGUCGAGCUGUAAAAUUUACGAGAUAAAUAGUUACACACUACUCCCUAAAAACACCCAUUCACAUCUCGGACUGACAAGUUUUCUUUCUCGUAGCUUUAUUUCAUCAGGUCUCAGCUCUCUUUGCCUGGUUAUUGUAGAAGACUUUGUCAAGAGACUUCUACGAAAGAUAAGCGACUUCGAUUCUACGAAAACCUGUAAAUUUACAAGUACGUUAAAUCUUCUUGAUUUUAUUUCAGUUUCCGUUCAUAACCACUGAAGCCACUCCUGCGACUGACAUCAUGUGUUCCUUGCUCGUGCGUAAACGUUUUAAUACUUUGCGCAUUUUUAUCCUUGUGCGUGAAGCGUAAUAGGACAUGUACAAGUCCGGGGGUACAAGUGCUUGAUCUCUCGUGAAACACACUUAUCCUCAAACAAAUAGGAUACAAUAAACGAAUCACUGAGAAAGAUGUUUCCUCAGUCAGUGACGCAGACGGCUUGGAAGACAAAUUGCGAGUGCUCCUAACAGGAGUCGAACCUAUGACCUUCUGGUUACUAGUCCAGAUGCUCUACCACUGAGGUACAGGAGACUCGUGGGAGCUAAAGCCACUAAACUAGGUUCACGUGACAAACAUCCUGCAUACUGCUAGGACUAGAAUGUCGACAUGUACAUACGCGCAAUGAUAGAGAUGCAGUGAUGGUGAAUUUUAAACCGGAUGCAUACAUGACAAAGAUGUUUUUUAGUCAGUGGCACAGGCAGCUUGGAAGAAAAAUUCCGAGUACUUAUUUAUCACUGGUAAAUUAUACAUGACACCGAGAGCCUAAUCAACCAAUCAGAAGUCGAAAUAAAUCAGUUAUGAGUCGUCCAGUCUUGGUCUUACUUCUGAUUGGUCGAUAGAGUCACGCAAAUUUUCGACCAAUCACAAGGCGUCGAAACGCACGUCUGAAGUUGACAGGGACACUUUCUGCACUCGUUGAGCACUGAAGUCUCUCCUCGCUUGCUUUAGUCCUUUGUUGAGGCCAGUAUUUUGUGGCUAUUUGAAAAUAUGAUCUAUUAAGUUUAAUCGUAAGUUCUGAUAUGUAACUCUUUCAGCUGUGAUACUGGGCAGUGCUUUGAUUGGUGGUGCGUUCACACUUCAUCAUUGUGGUCGUAUAGUGUUAGCGGUAAGUGUAGUGUAGCAGAUAGACUGUUUGUAACGCCCCAUUCGAACUUGUAAACCCAGUGCACACCAGGAGUGUGUAGACGAGUGAAAAAGGCACGAUGGCAUUUGACUUUGUACCUCUUUUUUAGGUCUUCUCUGGUUUGCUCUACAUCACCGGAGGCACUUUUCUAGGACUUUUCACACUUGGAAUGUUGAUACCAAGAGCUAACAGCCGGGUAACUGUCACUUAAAUCUAUUUGUAAAUUAUUCACUUAAAAUGUAGGCUUAUUUUCUUAGUUCCUUCUUAAAUUCCCACUAAAUAUAUGCGACACAUACAGACCAAUUUAGACGGCAAAGAUUCGUAUGCUUUGGGUGUUUCUUGGUGUUUCAGAAACCGUUAGGUAGAGCGAUUUUCGUAUGACUUUGAAAAAUGGUUUCGGUAAGUGUUCGUUAUUUAUUUUAUCAGCCAAUGGAUGAAAAGAUCAAAACAUGGCCUCUUCGUUUUCCCGCGAAAGAAAACCCUAAUAUGGAGAAGGCCAAUCGUCUUGUAGUAUGACGUCAAAGCGAAGUAUCGGUUGAUUUCUAGUUCUAGGGCAUGAAUUUUUUUUUCAUCCGAGCGUUCGCUUAACCAACCAAAAGCCACGCGCGUUUGUAUCCGUUCGAUAAACCAAUCAAACCGCUCUAUUUACAUUCGUUUGCUGUUUCUGUUUUGUUUGCGCGUUUUCAUUUCAAGGUCAUACGAAAAUCACUCUAUUGUGUUGUGGCGUGGGUUUUGUUCAGUGUCCUUUCAAUCUUUUGUAUUGCGCCAUUUGGUAAUCGCAUCAUCUACGACACCAAGAAACCCAGUUUUUCUGAAAAAUAACGACGUCGUUCAAGUAGCAUUUGAAAGAUUGCAAACUGAUUUUAACGAGAUAACCAUUUCAGUGGCACGAGAUAUCCCUCUUCUGUAUUCCACAGGGCGCGUACUUUGGUGUGGCCAGUAGUCUUGCUAUGACUAUAUGGCUUUUCACGGGAGCUCAGCUUUACCCAAGUUACCCGAGCGGCCCCGUGCUAAUCUCGGGAAGCGCGUCUAAUGGAUUCAACAAAACAGCGGCUACGCUCUAUAACGACACAGAGAUCCACGAGUAAGUAUAACCAUGUGCAGCGAUACAAAUCAAACCUUGUUCCGGCCAGGCAAAAGGUAACCUGAGAAAACAGCCGACAUUUCGCAACGCCACCACUGAUUCCCCCGCGAAAUGACGUCUGAGAAACGAGCGCAGAAAUUCCAUACUGAUGACGCGUCAGUAGUGCUUCUGAUUGGUUGAAGCAAGUUUCACACACGGCACGACAAUAAGAAGCACUACCCAGAUCUCAGUAGUGACGCGUCAUCAGUAUGGAAUUUCUGCGCGCGUUUCUAAGACGUCAUUUCGCGGGGAAACCAGUGGUGGCGUCGCGGUAUGUCGGCUGUUUUCUCAGCCUAGUUCUGGCCAGGCAAGAGGAGAUUCUAGAUUUCAGAUUUCAGAGAGGAAACUAAGAAAAAGGUUCCUUGUCAGGAGAAAAUUUUCGCCCUGACGGGGUUGUCCCCUAUGGAAGAUCCGGACAUAGAAAGCUUACGUUUCGACCGCUGGCCUAUAGUCUUGCGGUUGUUUUUCAACAGAGUUACCCUAUUGGCGUGAACGCUAUGACGUAAGAAAAAACAUCAAUAAAUAAGUUUAAUAACUGAGAAGCGUCUCUUAAUUCCGUGAAGAUAAAGUUUUUCACUCAGAAGACCGUUGAACUAGUAAAGAGGUUCCCGUAGUACGUGACGAGAGAGAAACUGCAACCUUAAACACGCCAUUUUAAUUGCUUUCUCUUUCUCUUCAGCAACCCAAUGGCCAGAUUUUAUAGUAUGUCCUAUUUAUGGUACUGUGCUAUUGGUUGGGCUGUUACCAUGGUGAUUGGUACAGUGACGAGCUUGUUAUUUGGUAAGUAAAAAUAAACCUCGUAGAACGCAGUGAGGUUGCCUGAAAAGAACUUCCUGCUUCGUAUCCCAUAACCCUUCUCCAGCUCGGAUACAAAAUUUGUAUCUCAGGCAAACCCCCUCUCCGUAUCCAGUUUUAGAUAAGCUCCUGAAGUGCACGCGAAAAGGUGCCCUAUUAGACCGUCUGCAUUGCUCAGGACACCGAGGCUCUAAACUUUUGCAAAUGUUGACAGUAUUAAAGGACCUGUGUAAAAGAUUACAACAGUUUACUUUACACGGUCGGGAGAUAAACGAUUUUUGCUCAGCAACGAAGAGACAGUGUCGAUCUAAUUUGUCAUAGAAUUUGUGCUUCAAUGGGUAUGUUCCACUGAGUUUCACUGUGCUCGAAUACUUUGAACAGUAAGUCCUUGCAUACUUCAUAUUUCUUUCACUUCUGUUCCUUUGCAGAAACAUCUAAAGAGAAGAAAACCAAGGUUGAUCCAAAACUCGUAUUUCCUCUCAAGCUAUGGUUACUUAGCUGGUUACCAAGAGAAAGAAAAAGGUGGAACUCCAAAACAGGCCUCCCUCAAUCAGAUGACAAAGAGGACUGGGUACAACUUGGCGAGAGAAAGCAACCAGGCUCCCCGGAAGAGGUACCCGCCCGGUUUAUGCGCAAUUUUUUUCAAUCCGCUUUCCCCACUAUCUUGGGACCUGGAACAGGCUUGACCUAGUGCCGGUUCCACUGACAACCAUUGCACAAAAAAAGUGAACGUUAUACUCGUCAUCAAAAUAGGACCAUUGGCAUAUACGUAAAUACAAGUUGCAUUUUCCACAAUCUUGAGGUUUUGUUUAUUUUAAAUGGUCCAAUCAUAAAAUUUUGUCAACUGAAGGAUCACAAGGAUUCAUCACUAUCACAUUGCCCAUAAAACACCUUGUUUACACCACCCCCGUCCAAAUUUUGCACAAGAAUUGUUUUCAGUUUCUCCUUGGUAUAGUAUUACAGUCGUCCCAAAAGAAAGGAAAAGCAAGGCUUAUGCAUUUAUUUAUUUAUUUUACUUUUUAAAGAAGAUGCAUUAUAGGCAAUGCGUAAUAAAGGAAGUGGAAUUGAUUUCGAACUGUCAAAAUAGCAAUUUGGGGAUUCAACAUUUUUCCUUUUUGCCCCCUUCUAUCUGUUCUUCCUAAAUAAUGAUACACGAUGAUAAUGUUCCUUGCCUCAAUGGUAUCAAUGGUUAACAAUAAAUUACCAUUCUGUUUUUCAGCUUCUAAGAGACUCUUGGAGAAAAAGUGCUGUGUGAGAAAGCAGGGAAUGGAGAACAGUUCGUAAAGAUGAGAAAAGUUAUAUCUUUCGGCGCUGUUUUCGCGCUUGUUACACACACGAGAAAGUGGCCGUAUGAGAGAUAUCCCAUAAGUGCACCGAUAAAAGAAAUCGGAUUAUACGUUUCUCGGAAACUGUCCACCUACCCCUCCCCAGAGCCAACAUUUUGCCCUAAUUAAUGUUGGCUUAGGGGAGGGGUAGGUGGGCAGUUUCCCAGAAACGUCUAAUGAUCCAAGAAAUCAAUGGCUACAAGAGGCCGGAUACUGUGGGGUAAUAACUGGUUUUGAGACACGUAAAAGGCAGAACUUCUAGUAUUAGAUAUUUAUGGUGUUGAAUCUCUUUCUGCGGGCAGCAUUAUAGUGGCUAAAUAGUGGCUAAUUCGUUUGUGUCUCAGAAACCAAGAUCCGUAGUAUAAAAGUUAAGACCGUGAAAACUAAAAAUCGGCUAGCCCCCCAAUAAUUGACUGUAGGGAAGCCAAGACAUUUUUAAGUUAAAAGCAAGUCCGUGUUCAGUUCAGUAGAUAUACUGAAUUAUUAGUACAAGGUAGGGCUACGAGAGGCGCAGAAAGAAACUGGAUAUAAGUUAUGUAAAUUUUUUGUAACAUUAUUUAAUUUGGAGAUUUAAGAAUUUAUCAUAUUAUCACUAACGUCCCGCUAGGUUAUGGCCAAGAGCAAAGAAACAGUCUAUUCAUGUCCAGCAUUCUUUUUGUCUCAUCUAAGAUGGAGAUUGGGGCGCUACACUGUAGAAAGCAAAUAACGUGUAUUAAAACUCCCUUUACUUUUUUUGUCGUUUUUGUCUUCUUUCAGUGUCGCUCACGCUUCUGAUUUAUUAUUCAAAAUGAGACAGUGAAAAGACAAGCAAAGAAAAUAACAAAAACUAAGUAUAGCGCUAUUAUAUGUGAUUCAACUACGGUUUGCAGUAAAUAUAGUGUUACCAAACGGACGCGAAAGCAAAAAAAACAACAACAAAAAAAAAACAGGGGGUGUUAAGUGAGUUAUAUUUUUGACCCUUAGUGUGUCUGUGGCUCGGGGGAGGGGUGGGGGUUAGUGAGAGAUGAAAAUCUGGCACUACCGGCUGAUUGUGGAAUAGGUAUAAAUACCUAACUUGCGUACUGGCACAGUGAUCCCAAGACAUGAAUCCACGGAGGAUUUCCGAUACAUGAACGUAUGCACCACAGGGACUCAAACACGUAAAUUGCAACAUGUAAACCACAGGGACUCCAAACUUUAGAACCCACAGGGGUUUCUAACAGGUGAACCAGUAAAUUAUUUAUCCCAGAGAUCCAACAGGGACUCAAACAUGCAAGCGAAGAGAAACCCACAUGUCCAAACUUGUAACUUCACAAUCCUUUUUUUGCAUGUUCAUCAGCUUGUAACUUCACAAUCCUUCAGUUUUGCAUUUUCAUUGGCUUGUGCUUAACAGCACUUAGUCCAUGUCUCACCUCAAUGCUGUUUCUAACAUCUCCCUUUCCAGGAAGCUACUGAACAGCUAGAAUUGCCAGGUGCCAAUAACUCAGAUCCAAAAAGCACCUCUGAAUUCCUCAUAACACAACACUGUACACCAAAGGGUUCCCAACGUAAUGGCUACUUCUGUCAUUCUACUUUUAAAAAUGAUGUACGCAGUCGAAAUAAUCUAGUGACAAUGAUUUGAAUCCAUCAGGGGCACCCAACGACCGUUUUCUGGGAAAUGUCUGUUCGGAGCCCUCUAGAAUGGCUAAAAUUUUCGAGAGCCCAAGAACAGCUAAAAAUUUCGAAAAUGUUUCGUGGUGACUGGUUGUUGGGCUCAGAGUUUCGGGAUUUGUGUGGUUUGUUCACCUAAGAAUUUCGGAUUUUGUAGUAAUCUGUAGAUUCUGAUUUAAGCACCUAGAAAUUUCGUAGCUUUCGUAAACUAAGAAUAGCAAAAAACCCGGCUAAUCAGUCAGUGCCAUGCCGUAUUUCAGAUUUUUCAGUAAGUGCCGUGCGAAUUGAGUUCGGCAGGGUACAAGACGUUUGAAACUGGCAUUAAAAUCACUUAAAUGCCUUUUCUAUUGUCCUUAUUUUUGUUCUUCUUAUUUUUUAUUAUAGUUAUUCUUAUUAUUACACCUAGAAUUUUCUAUACAUUCUACGUCGCCCUAGAAAAUUCGAAGACAUUCCCACAAGAGAUAGAGUUUUCGGAAAAAAAUUGAAAGGACCCCUAAAAAUUUCCGCUAAGGGAAAAGCUCGUCUGGUAAUCUUAGGUUUUCGGAAAGCUUUCACUGUAGGCUGUUAUUUUCGGGAAAGACGAAAAACAGCCCUAAAAAAUUAGAGAGGCUCAAACCACUCCUAGGACGACCGAACAGAUCAAAUUUUUUUAGCGAUGCGAAUUAUUGAAUUAUAUUGCUUUUAAAGCACUCCAGGAUGCAUAACGAGCCAUUUCAGAUCAUUUCCCAGAAAACGGUCGUUGGGUACCCCAUGAAUACCAGUUAUCACAACAAUGUAGACCAUAGGGUUCCCAACUUCAGUGCUACCUCUCUUAUUCUUCUUUUAGAAAUCGCGUAAACGAUUGAAAUAGUCUGGUGACAAUCAUUUGAAUCCAUGAAAGACAUGCAUGAACACCUCUUAUCACAACACUGCACUCCACAGGGUCCCAACUUCGUGCUGGGUCUGUCACUCUCCUUUUAAAAAUCACGUAAACAAUUGAAAUAGUCUGGUGACAACGAUUUGAAUCCAUGAGCACCUGUUAUAACAACACUGUACUCCACAGGGUUCCCAACUUCAACUUUACUUCCAUCAUUCAGAAAUCAAUUAAACAGUUGAAAUAGUCUGGUGACAAUGAUUCAAAUCCAACAAACAGCUCUCCUUUGUAAUUUACUCUCACAGGGUAAGUGCCCAGUGUUAUAUUCCUUUUGAGGGUUUCUUUCAGGCGGCCUGUUUGUAGGCAAUACUUCCAGCCAUGCCAAAGAUAUACAACACAUGGCAACACUGCCUGACCAAUUUCUUCAAUAUCCCCAAGAUGGAGGGUUCCACCUACAGAGAAUGGACACAAGUUCACAACUCUAUCUCUCACUGA